UAUAAACUAAUCUGGGUUUUUUUUUUACUAAAAAGAUAGCUGAAUACAUUUUGGCCAAGAUUUAUGAAGAAAGAUUAUUUAUUUGCAAAAUGUUAUAAGAAAAACACUUUUUUCCAAAAUGUUUGGACUUUUUCAUUUAUAUAGCAAAAAAAAAAAAACUCCCAGUGCGAUCAAAUACCCCCACCGAAAGAAAUCUGAAUUUGUGUGGGAAAAUGGACGUAAAUUUAAUUUGGGUGCACGACCGCGCAAUUGUCAGUUAAAGCCUUAAAGGAAUGCAAAAAAUGGCCUGGUCAGGAAGGGGGGGGGGGGGUAAAUCCUCAGGAGAGCAAGGGGUUAA
Staurois parvus is the source of this 337-nucleotide messenger RNA. The record is from the annotation of a GenBank genome assembly. Lineage: Eukaryota; Metazoa; Chordata; Amphibia; Anura; Ranidae.